CCACGAGCUCAACAUCGUCUUCGUAUGACAGGCGUCCGUUAGCGCUCGCUCACUGAGACCGUAGUGCCUCCGUCCACGCUGUCCUCCACGCCUGCACUCGCUGCAACCGGACACGGAAGCCUCUUCUCCUUGGCCGCAGACGACCCGUAGCUCUCCAGUCUACCACAGCAUCCGUCAGACUUGUCGAUACGAGCCGUUGGGUCGUCGUGAGCUGCUACUGCCUGCCCUGCCGGACCGUCAACGCGUUGGGCGUCAUGCGAUCUAACACAGUCAGAGCCUGAGCCAGCCACUACACACCACCACUCAUCCUCAGCGUGUCUGCCAGAGGAUGACAGACGUCUCCUCGAUCCAGGCGCAUGCUGACCCUCAGCCGGCACCGGCACCGGCACCGGCACCGGCCGCCUUCUUCGGCGCCGGUCCUCCACCGCCAGCCUACUCCCACGGCUCCCCAGGCUUAGAUGGUACAAUCGACGAAGAAGAGUCGUCUACGAUCAAAUGCAUUUGCGGCUUUGCCGACGACGACGGCAAUACUGUGCUGUGCGAGAGGUGCGACACAUGGCAGCACAUCGUCUGUUACUAUGAGUCUGCCGAGCAUGUGCCUGACGUGCACGAAUGCACAGACUGCAGCCCAAGACUCGUCGAUUCGAGAAGGGCUGCCGACAAGCAACGCCAACGGAAAGAACUGCUCAACUUUGCAGAUCGAAAGGGUCGACCGAAGACCACCACCAAGAACCCGAAGAAACGCACCAAGGAUCCACUCGGGUCCGCGCAGCCCAACGGCUGGCCAACAAGUUCGAACAAUGACCUCCACUACAACCCUGAACGUAAGAGUGGAAGCCCACGAGACUUGCCCCCACCAAACAAGCGACCGAAGACAAACCAUCGUCCCUCAGGCUCCAUCGGCGUUGUCAGCCAAGCACCAGCACUUGCCCCUGCGUCGCGCAAGCGAGGAGGCUCUGUCGUCGUGAACGGCAACAGCCCUGUCAAGUCUCCGACCAACAUCGAAGGUCCUAUCGAGGACUUCUCGUUGGAGUUCAUGAACCUCUACACAGCGCCCGAGCCACCGUCGGCUGACAACAAUUCCUACACGAGUUUGGGCGUCGCCAGCGAUAUUGCUAUGUGGCUCAAGGAUCCAGACGCCCUGGCCGAGGCCAGUGGAGGCAAGAAACCGCAGGAUCUCUUCUCGCGCAUUGAGAACACUAUCCAAGACCUUGAGACAUCGACAGCACCGGCCAUCACCAAGCAAACAGAGGUUGACUCUGGCAUAACAGCACACGGCCUCAACCCGCAAUGGCACUUCAUCACCACCGACGGCCCGAUCGCUGAUGGAGGAUAUGUUGGGGAAUUGAAGGGCUUGGUCGGACGAAGAGAGGAGUACUGUCAGGACCCCGAAAAUCGAUGGAACCUGUUGCGCCAUCCGGAGCCCUUUGUCUUCUUCCCCCCACACCUGCCAAUAUACAUCGACACACGGCAAGAGGGUAACAUUUUGCGCUACGCAAGACGAAGCUGCUCGCCCAACAUGGCCAUGAAGAUCCUCGUCGAAGCUAGCAGUGACUAUCACUUCUGCUUUGUUGCAACACGACAGAUCGAGCCGACCGAGGAACUUACUGUAGGGUGGGAUAUCGACUCCGAAGUACAGAAACAACUUGUCAAGGUCGUCACAAAUGGCGCAAAGGACGGCUUCAAGAGGAUACAGCCAUGGGUAUCUUGCGUCCUGGCCAAUUUCGGUGGGUGUGCAUGCGACACCUCGACCGGCCAUGAAUGCCUGCUGGAGCGAGCCCGUCGUACCAUCGCUGAGCCUGCACAGCCUACCAAGGCCAAGAACAAGAAGUUGAAGAAGUCGCAGAUCUCACCUUUGAGCACGGGCCGUGCGACCAACAGCCGCGCUGGCAGCGAGACGCUGCACCGCGACAACGCUGACGAUGACAAUAUGGACAGCCGUUCUACAUCUGGCUCGCAUAAAUCCAGCAGUCGGGAUAUUACGCCCGCUACCCAUUUCUCGCUCGAUGGUGACGUGAAGAUGUCAGACCGUGAGAGGCGAAAGCUGCAACAACAAGAGAGGUUGUUCGAGCAGAUGGAGGACGAGCAACACAAGGGCAAGAGAGGGAAAAGAAACAGUGCUGGGUCUACCCUCAAUACGCCCAGCAUUGCCGCCUCAAAACGGCUGGGAUAUCCAGAACCUUCACCCUCAGCACGUCAUCGCGAACACAGCCAUGGCGUGGCACGGAAGGCGUCCGGCAGCUCAUCGAAGACCAACGCUCGCAGCGCACCGAAACCCAAGCCCGUCUAUGUCGAGGCAUCUACACAAACGGAAGAUGACGGUAUCGCUGCUAGUGUACGCGUGGAAAUGAAGCCUCCAAUGUCGUUCAAGCGCAAGCUCCUUCAGCAGGCGCAGGAAGACAAGCUACAGCGCGAGCGGAUUCGAUCUGCUUCCGUAAAGACGGAAGGCAGAUCACCAGCGCUGAAGGACGUAUCUUCAAACAAGCCAUCUCCACUACCGCCGUCUCCACCACUGGACGACUCUUUGGCGAUGGAGAUCACUCUGGAUCAUGCGUCUGUGCCACGAUCAAAGGAGCUGACACCGGCGAAGGAGUUGUCCCCGAUUCCUACCGCUGACGUCGAUAUGCAAGACACCGACGAGGUUGCUGCACCGAAAACAGCGGAGCCAAAGGUUGAAGACAUGCCUGAUGCCCCUGCAGUGGAAAUCUCAAAGGAAGUGUCGCAUCCUCCUAUGAAUCCACCUGCGCCGCCAUGGCCAGCCACGUCGUCCGCUCGACAAUCCCCAGCGCCCAGCUCAGAUGAACCUGCAAAGUCUGUCGACAUGAAGGUCGACAUGCCGGCGAAGCCCGAGCUGACCAAUCCUUUCUCUGCUGACUCUGCUGUCACCCCGGGUGUGACUGGAACACUGUCAGUGCAAUCCCCCCUGGCGAUAGCUUCGCCCUUCUCGCCCGCUGUCCAGGAAGCUGUCAACCCUACACCAGUACGCAAGAAGCUCAGCCUGAGCGAGUUCGCGAGCAGAAGGGCGAAGCUCGCACAGACGACGAGUUCGACUGGCACACCUCUGGCGUCGCAGUCAACCAGCUCACCUACCUUGUCGGCAGCAAGUCUGCCAACCGCUUCACCACCCAGCAAGACUGCUGAGCUGUCGUUGCCUAUCGUUACGGAGGAACCGCAGCCCAUGCAAACCGUUGCCGCCGCCACGACCGCGCCCACUCCGACAUGAGACAUGAUACCCAGGGCGCCUUCUUUCGGAUUCACCCCUUCUUCUUGGCCGCUCGACGCUUGCCAAUCUUCUUCUUCUUU
This is a messenger RNA of Macroventuria anomochaeta, 3303 nucleotides long. RefSeq lists its product as uncharacterized. The record is from RefSeq and is a predicted model, not a curated record. NCBI's taxonomy places the organism in Eukaryota, Fungi, Ascomycota, Dothideomycetes, Pleosporales, Didymellaceae. The coding region runs from base 329 to 3223 and encodes 964 amino acids. The transcript has 2 exons. Gene Ontology annotation, molecular function: protein binding.